AUGCCGGCAUCAAAACAAUUUCCCACGAAGCUUGUUCAUACUCUCAAAACGCACAAUGGACCGGUAAAUGCGGUGACUUUCUCUAGCUAUCCAGGUACAUAUGUCCUCACUGGUUCGGCUGAUCGCGCCAUUCACCUCUCGCGCGCCAUCCCCAACAACAGCUCUACUACUGGUCACGAGACGACUUCCCCAAUCCAAAAAUAUGAGGCGCACGGGUACUCAGUCCUGGACGUGGCUGUCGCAGCGGACAAUGCGCGGUUUACAAGCGUUGGCGGAGACCGGCAGGUGUUUCUGUGGGACGUCGAGCAAGGUCUGACUACACGGCGAUGGGCUGGACAUAACGCCAGGGUCGAGGCCGUACAGUUCGCUGGCGAGGGUGAUUCCGUGGUGGUAUCUGGUGAGCAUCUUGUCCGGGCUUUCUUGUCUAUUGCUAUAGUAGAAUCAUCCACGAUUCUGACCUUUCUCUCAGGAAGCGCAGACACAACCAUCAAUCUGUGGGACAUCCGGUCCAAAUCACACAAGCCGAUCCAGACGCUCACCGAGGCUGGCGAUACCGUUUCCUCACUACACGUACACAUGCCGACGUAUUCUAUCGCAAGUGGAAGCUACGAUGGCCGUGCUCGCAUUUACGAUGUCCGCAUGGGCCGAACAACCGUUGACGUCCUUGCUCACCCCGUUACGAGCGUCCGGUGCUCUGCGGACGGCAAUGCCCUGCUGGUUUCCACACUCGACGGCCGGAUCCGGAUGCUGGACCGGGCAGACGGCAAGCUGCUCAAGGCUUUUGGGGGUGAGGAUGGUUUCGAGCAAAGCACUACCGGUGCGAGGGCGACGUACCGCAAUAGCGAACUUAGGAUUCGGUCCGUCUUUGCCAAGGGAGACGCCGUCGUCCUCAGUGGCAGUGAGUCGGAGAAAGGAGAUCGGUCGCCACUGGCUCAUGUCUUUGCGUGGGAUGUGCUCAGUGGGGAGGUUAUUGCGGCUGUGCCGGCAGGGGAUGGAGUGAAGGUUGUUAGCUGUGUCGCAUGGAAUGAGAAAGGAGGCUGCUGGGCUGGGGGCUGCUCUGAUGGCACUGUCAAAAUCUACGGCUGA
Molecule: messenger RNA, 1086 nt
Organism: Aspergillus udagawae
Lineage: Eukaryota; Fungi; Ascomycota; Eurotiomycetes; Eurotiales; Aspergillaceae
Exons: 3
Coding region: 1-1086 (361 amino acids)
Biological process (GO): mRNA splicing, via spliceosome
Cellular component (GO): catalytic step 2 spliceosome
Molecular function (GO): protein binding
Source: RefSeq, a predicted model, not a curated record